Molecule: messenger RNA, 1374 nt
Organism: Colletotrichum godetiae
Lineage: Eukaryota; Fungi; Ascomycota; Sordariomycetes; Glomerellales; Glomerellaceae
Exons: 2
Coding region: 1-1374 (457 amino acids)
Source: RefSeq, a predicted model, not a curated record
AUGAUCAAUGCUCUGCACCGCACGAUGAUGACCAAGAACGUCCUCGAUCCGGUUCCCAGAGAGUAUAACUCUUACAUCCUUCAUCUGUUGGAGGGCUAUUGGAAUCUUCAGGAGCGGCUGGAGAAGACAGAGCAGGAGCUCGCAGAGGAGAAGGAGACAAAGUUGAAGAGUCUCGAAGAAUUCACGAAGAUGUCUGAGGAAUGGGAGUUGAAAGAGGCCGACUUCCGCGCUGAGAUCAAACGUAUGGAACUCGUCCUCGUCGAUGUAGCCCCUGCAGGUGUCGGUGCAGUGGUCCUGGCCAGGUCUGGCAGUCUCGUCGACAGAAGCGCAAGAUCCUCUCGACUCUUCAAGGCCAGGAUCGAGAAGGCCAAGGAGAGCCCCCAUAAAGGUAGAUCACACUUGAACAGCGUGUCAAUGCAAGUUAAUCUAGAUGACAACGCCGAUGUUGAACUGAGCAAGGGGCUGAGAAAGGCUGAGCGACGACAGCAACGAGCCUCCGAACGUGGGAAGAAGAAGCACCUAUUCCCGCCGGCCAACGUGGAAUGGGACAGUUCAGAGGAGGAGGAAGCGUACAAGUCAGCAUCGGUUCAGGAGACAGCCAAGUUGUCUGGCUUGGAGUCUACCAAGUCUCGACUAUCACGCCGAGCAGCACAAACGGCGAAGAUAAUCACCCCUGAAUCGACCGCAAUGAAAACCACCGUAACCGGAAAGAUUGAGCAUGACGGCACGAAUUAUCGGCAGGAAGGCGCACCUGGUGCCGGCAUUGAUACGGCCGCGACGGGUACACGGACAGAUGAGCGGCCGAUGGGUACUGACCUGGAUGGCAUGACAGCCACGACUGCCCGUAGAACCUCAGGGGCCCGCCGCCACAGGAGAGACUUCUCUUUCGAUGCUGGAGAAGAUAGCGUCCAGCUGCACGCCCUGUCAGGCACUGCUAACUUUGCCUACGGAAACGAUGGCUACUUAUGCGGUCCCGGGGCUUCCCCUCUUGAGCGCCCCCUUUCGUCAGACAAACAAGCUUCGAUGGCAUCAGUCACCGCAGGGCCUUCGAAUAAGCGAGACCAGAUGCUUGACGGCGAUAUCCAGAAGUCACCAGGCAAAGACGAAGCCAAUACGCUCGGAACCCGCUUUGAGGAAGAGCAAAUCGGUGCAGAAGGCGGCAGGCUAGCCACGAGACCUAGCCUCCUAGAUAGACGGCGAAGCUCCCGCUCCCACAAAUCGUCCCGCGAGUCCUCGAGCAACAACCAGAGAACCUCCAGCGAUGAGGCCAGUGGACACGGCAGAACCAGCUCAACGGAACGAAGUACUACACACGCGAAUCAAGCACGGAUAGCGGCAAAGGAGGCAUUGAAGCGGGUGGGGUCCAGAGGCUAG